AUGGGGAAAGGCAAUAAAGAUGACAGGCUCAGCGCAUUGCCGGAUGACAUUCUGGUCAACAUUUUUGACCGACUCAGUGUACGCGAUGCUGCAAGAACCAUCGUCCUCUCAAGUCGGUGGGGUCAGCUCUGCGCCAAGCUCUCUCGGCUUAUAAUAAGUUCUCUAGACUUCCUGCCCAAGGACGCGUCACGCAGCAGUGCCAACAUCUCUGACGAUGAAUUGGUUCGGAUCAAUGCAGCCGUGGUUCAGGCAACAAAGAGCGUGCUGGCGCGCAGAAAUCCAGGUGAACACACCAUCGGCCUUCUGUCCAUGACGUUCCACUUGGUAGAUGAUAUCCCCAUAUCCAUCGGGCACGCCGUUGGUCAUGCCAUGGCGACGCACCUAGUCAAGAAUGCCAAAUUUUGUGUUAGGACAAGGAAGGAUGACGAUGAUGAAAUUGAUGAUGAUGAAGAACUGGUCAUCUGGGAGAGACGAUUCAUGUUGUUCUUUGAUGCUUCUCCAGUUGCAUUUGGUGGUCUCACUAGUCUCAACAUAGGGAAUUUGAGAUUUGGUGAGUCAGACAUAUCCAGCAUCCUCACCACUUGCAAGCGGCUGAAGCGUAUGCACUUGUACAAUUGUGACUCUGGUGAUCAUAGCACCCUGCAGGUUGAACACGCUAAUCUCAGUGAGCUUUGUAUCGUAUAUUGUCGUCUCGAGCAAGUUAAGCUGAACUGGCUCCCUCAGCUCACAAGCAUAGUCUUUGACGGUUGGAUAGAUUUCCAAGAUCCACUGGUUCUUGGUCAUGUUCCGUUGCUCGAGUCUGUAAGCCUCACAAAUGUUGCCCUUAGUUACAACAAGAUGGUCAAGUUAAGUAGGUUUCUUGGCAGUGCCUCUCCACGAGUUCUGAAGUUGGGGUUUAGGUCCGAAAUGAUUUGGGUGCAGCCAGAAUGUCCAACGCAAGAUCUGGCAUCUGUGUUCCGCCAACUAAGGUUUGUGAACCUUGUUAAACUUCCUGAAGGGUAUGAUCUCACCUGGACAAUGUUUAUUCUUGAAGCUGCACCCUUACUGAAGGAGCUAUACAUGACAGUCUGGGAUGAUUUGUGUUCAAUGGAAAUGGAUGAGGAGAAGAGAAAAAAGGAAUCGUAUAGUGAGAACAAGGGUGUAGAGUGGAGCGCGGCUGCAGCUGAUUUCCAACACCACAGUUUGGUCACACUCGUCAUCUUUGGCUUUGAAUCUGAAGAUUAUGCUGUUAAUUAUGUCAGACGUGUCAUGGUGGCAGCGGUCAAUCUAGAGGAUGUGUUCCUCUAUAGUAGGUUGGAGUUGGAGUGCGGCAACUGCCAGGACAAGAAGCCCACCAGGUUCGCCGAAACCCAGAAACCCAGCAGCAGUGUGCGACGAUCAGAAGCAGGCAGAAGGAGGCGAUCCACGGCAGGCUCCAUAGGCGGCAAGGCAAGGAUGGAUGAGCAAGAUGAUAAAAACACAAAGGCUGAGCUGAAACUUUGCGGUGACAUAGCUGUUAAGAGAAAGAAUUACCGUGGCGCGUCCGCAUUCUACAGCGAGGCAAUUGAGCUGGACCCUAGUGAUGCGACGCUGUACGCAAACAGGAGCCUUUGCUACCUGCAAAUGACUGAAGCAGGUAAGGCAUUGCGUGAUGCUAACACCUGCAUAAAACUGCGGCCCGAAUGGUUAAAAGGUUACUACAGGAAAGGAGCUGCUCUCAUGUCGUUCAAGGAGUACAAAGAAGCAUGUGACGCAUUCGAGGCCGGACUGAAACUGGACCCUGGAAACACCGAGAUGGAGAAAGUAUUGCAGGAGGCAGUUGAGGCGAUGAAAAAGGAUGACAUGGCCAAAAAAAGAGAAAAUGCUUCAAGCCAUCCAGCUAGAGAAAAACAGGCACGCAAAGGGCGUGGCCGCAACACCCGUUGA
Molecule: messenger RNA, 1905 nt
Organism: Triticum turgidum subsp. durum (durum wheat)
Lineage: Eukaryota; Viridiplantae; Streptophyta; Magnoliopsida; Poales; Poaceae
Source: the annotation of a GenBank genome assembly